UCAUUUCUUUUAACUUUAUAUUCAAAUCAGUUUGUAAAAACAACAAACUGUUUUUUUUAUUUAAAUAAAAUUGACUGUGCUAAUUCUCUUCAUUUAAUUCUCUGUAAAAUAUCACACGCCAAAGCAAAGCCCCUCCUAUUCUUUUUAUUUUAAAUUGCCCAAUAAGCGUUUUUAACAUUCAUUUUAAAUAUUUUAACGAGUUUUGGUUAUCAUAAUUUAAUUUAUUUUUUAAUUUUUAGUCAACCCCUUUAAAAAUUCAAUCAAAAUUUCAGAGAUACCAAAAAAAACUUACAACUUUACAAAACAUGCCUUACACGUCUUUGCCUUUGGUUGUUCUUCUUAUACCAUUUCUUUGGAGCCUUUCUUUUGCGAUCGAUAAAGACGAUUUUAGCCCAAAAUCUGGCAGCAAGGUCUGCGUUGGCAAAAUCUGCGAUGACAGCUCUGUCUUUCACUACUAUGAUUGCUGUGGUCAGCUCUUGACUGACUGCUGCUUCAAGCUACAGACAUGGGUUAUCAUAGUGAUUGCCAUUGUACUGAUAUGUACACUUGUUUCGAUUGUUCUGAGUUUAAUUAGGUAA
Molecule: messenger RNA, 578 nt
Organism: Meloidogyne enterolobii
Lineage: Eukaryota; Metazoa; Nematoda; Chromadorea; Rhabditida; Meloidogynidae
Source: the annotation of a GenBank genome assembly